This is a messenger RNA of Peromyscus maniculatus bairdii (prairie deer mouse), 1707 nucleotides long. Lineage: Eukaryota; Metazoa; Chordata; Mammalia; Rodentia; Cricetidae. The record is from RefSeq and is a predicted model, not a curated record.
CAAGGGCACAGACCACAAAAGCUAGGGCAGGCUGGAGGCCUGGGAGACUGUGGGCCGGUUGCUAUGGAGACCCGCCCGCGGUAUCCCGGCAUGCCUGGACACCAGGGGUUCAAUUGUAAGCUCCGCAACCGGCGCCUCUUGAUGACGUACACGGAAGCGUCGGCACCUCCUGGAGAAAGAGGGACCUGCGCAGCUCUUUCCGGGAGGCCAACGGCGGCGGCGUUUACAGCCCGGGUCCGACAGCUCUCGAGGAGUCUCCGAUGUGAGGCCGGAGGCCCCAGCCCCUACGGUCUUUAUAUUUGCUCUUCACCCUGCCAGGAAGGAUCCCUUUCUUGUCUGCCCAGCCCUCACCUGGUCUGUCUUCCCCUGGAAGCUGUCACUGCUGCAGCAAGCUCCAUAUCCUGUCUCGACACCUCUCCCAUAACACCCUAGUUUUCACUCUCUUCGCACCAUUAUAAAGAGCCCAGAUGCCCAUCCAGCCUCCAGGCAAAGAAACAGAAGAAAUGGAGGCAGAAGGCGACUCAGCAGCUGAGAUGAACGGGGAGGCGGAUGAGAGCGAGGAGGAGCGGAGCGGCAGCCAGACGGAGUCAGAGGAGGAGAGCUCAGAGAUGGAUGACGAGGACUAUGAGCGGCGGCGCAGUGAGUGUGUCAGUGAGAUGCUGGACCUGGAAAAGCAGUUCUCAGAGCUGAAAGAGAAGUUGUUCAGGGAACGGCUGAGCCAGCUGCGCUUACGACUGGAGGAAGUGGGGGCCGAGAGAGCCCCCGAGUAUACAGAGCCUCUUGGAGGGCUGCAACAGAGUCUAAAGGUCCGCAUUCAGGUGGCAGGAAUCUACAAGGGCUUCUGUCUGGAUGUGAUCAGGAAUAAAUAUGAGUGUGAACUCCAGGGAGCCAAACAGCACCUAGAGAGUGAGAAGCUGCUGCUGUAUGACACGCUCCUUGGGGAGCUGCAGGAGCGGAUCCAGAGGCUGGAGGAGGACCGCCAGAGCCUGGACAUCAGCUCUGAGUGGUGGGACGACAAACUUCAUCCCAGAGGCAGCUCGAAGACCUGGGACUCGCUGCCACCCAGCAAGAGGAAGAAAGCACCUCUCGUUUCUGGCCCAUACAUUGUCUACAUGCUGCAGGAGAUCGACAUCCUGGAAGACUGGACGGCCAUCAAAAAGGCCAGGGCAGCAGUGUCCCCUCAGAAGAGAAAAGCAGAUGGCCCCUGACCCUGUGUUUACACUCAGAGGGUCCUUGGAGCAGCUGGUACCAUACACGGGACUAACAUUUUCUGCAAAGGCAGGGGGUUGCCAGUCUUACUGCUCUCCCCUGACCCUCUGCCAACACUGGCCUGGACUCUUCUGCUGUCCUUGGGAUCGGCAUAGCUGUGGCUCUGAAGCUGACCUGGCCAAGCAAGACUGUUAUCUCCAAUCCGUGACCAGCCCACCACCUCCCCCUCCUCAGUGUCCCCCAACAAAGAAGAUGGACUUCAUCCAAAGCGGCAACCCUCCUGACUUUCAACCCUACCCCCAGCCACUAAGCCAGGAGCUGGGCCCCACUGCAGGAAGAACUCCUAAAAAAAAAAAAAAAAAAAAAUUCUGUCGGAGUCUUGCCCAUCCCAGCUGCCGCUGGAGAUGCAGCCUCCCAGUCUUUCUCAGGGCUAUUCCUGGUGUCUGCCUCCAAGAUUCCAAAGACUGGAAUAAAACUCAUCCUGAUAGCUUGACAUGA